AUGAAAGCCAUUGGUUAUACUCUUGAUGAUAUCAAGGGCAUCUCUCCUGAAUUAUGCAUUCAUAGAAUUCAUUUGGAGGAUGAAACUACGUCUAGCAUUGAACCUCAAAGGAGAUUGAACCCGAAUCUAAAGGAAAUAGUGAAGAAGAAGAUACUCCAGAUGCUUGAUGUUGGGAUAAUCUAUCCCAUCAGUGAUAGCACUUGGAUAUCUUCAGUUCACUGCGUCCCAAAGAAGGGAGGAAUCGCUGUCAUAAAAAAUGACAAAGAGGAGCUGAUCCCCACUAGAACAAUAGUGGGACAUCGCAUAUGUAUAUACUAUAGAAAGUUAAAUUCUGUAUCUAGAAAAGAUCAUUUCCCUCUUCCUUUCAUUGAUCAGAUGCUUGAAAGAUUGGCAAACCAUCCCUUUUACUGUUUUCUUGAUGGUUACAGCGGUUUCUUCCAAAUCCCGAUCCAUCCAAAUGAUCAGGAGAAGACCACUUUCACAUGCCGUUAUGGGAUUGAGCUCGAUCGAGCCAAGGUGGACAUGAUGCUGCAGCUUCCUGUGCCUAAGACUGUGAAGGAUAUCAAGAGCUUUCUGGGUCAUGCAGGGUUUUACAGAAGAUUCAUUAAGGAUUUCUCUAAAGAUGCUCUGGUUUCUGCUCCAAUUGUUCAAGCUCCAAAUUGGGAUUACCCAUUUGAGAUCAUGAAUGAUGCUUCUGAUUAUGUAGUUGGAGUUGAUGUUGGCCAGAAGAUUGACAAGAGGUUGAAUGUCAUCUAUUAUGCAAGCAGAACUAUGGAUGAUGCUCAGGUGAUUGUCCACACAGAUCAUGCUGUCCUUAGGCACAUCUUUGCUAAGAAGGAUACAAAACCCAGGCUUCUUAGAUGGAUUUUGUUGCUCCAAGAGUUUGAUAUAGAGGUUAGACUUGAAGAGGUCAAGGCUCUGCGAGAUGAGAAUCUGCUUUGGUCCAAAGCUCCUCAAAUCAGGAGCCCAGUGCUGAGAUAUGUGCACAAGGCGCUUGCGAACACCUUCUUUGCAAGGAAGGCAACCGGCACAAUCAAUGAAGGAGAGCUCAAGCUACUUGACAUGGGGAUCCAGCCCAUACUCUCCUACACAAGCGAUGAAAGAAAGAUCCGUGGAGACACCUCAUACACAGGGAACCUCAUGCCCUUCCUUGAUCGACUCCUCACCUACAAGACAACAGCCUACAACACUCGAUUUCAAAAAAAGAGGAGGAUGAGCAUUGGAGGACUCAUCACACCAAUUCUGUGUGCAGCUGGUGUGAAUCCAACUCACUUUAAGGCCACUCCACCUGGUUGGAUGGACAUCAAGUUCUGCAAAACAAACAAUCUCAUCGAUCACAAGGAGGUGAAUGGGAGGUCCUAA
Microthlaspi erraticum is the source of this 1362-nucleotide messenger RNA. Lineage: Eukaryota; Viridiplantae; Streptophyta; Magnoliopsida; Brassicales; Brassicaceae. The record is from the annotation of a GenBank genome assembly.